AUGCAGUUUGGUGUGUGCAAACAAAAGAACGGUAUCUAUAUUAAAAAACAGAGUGGAAAACCAGGUAUCAAAAUCAAACGCAUUCCAAAGAUUUUUAUCCUUCUUCUUCAUCUUCUUCCAAACACUGCUUGAUUUUGACUCCACAAGCCCUAAAAGUCCAACUUAACCUAACGGGUUGUCCUGAAAUUGCAUUUGUAUCAUUUGGGUCGAGAUUGAAAAUAUCAAAGAAGAUGUAUUUUUAAGCCUUGGAUUUCAAUGUGGGUUGUAGCAGGAGAAGGAGGAGAAGAAGAAGAAGAAGAAUGGGCCAGUUCUGAACUAGUUACUUGGAGAAUCUGAUAUCGCUUUUGCGCUCUGGGGUUGCUUGGAGUUGCUUCACCUUCUAUGGCGGAUUUUCUUCUCUGAUGUUAUUGACUAUUAUCGAGUUUGAAGUUGGUUCUUGGCCAUGGCUCGGCGUCAUGGAUGGGAACUCCCUGCUCACACUUUCCAGGUUGUGGCUAUAACAGUUUUCUUCUUGCUAUCUGUUGCAUAUUAUGCCUUCUUUGCUCCAUUUCUUGGGAAGAAUAUUUAUGAAUAUGCAGCUAUUGGUGUCUAUUCUUUCUUUGCCCUUGCUGUUUUCAUCCUUUAUGUUCGAUGCACAGCCAUUGAUCCAGCUGAUCCUGGUAUUCUGCUUGAAGCUGACAACAUGUCUACCUACAGAUCACAGAAUGACGCAGAUGUGCCUGGUAUUGAAGAUCCCAGAAAAAUGGAAUUAAAUAAUGGAGGAAGACCUUAUAGGCACACUUCAAGUUGGUGCUCAAAACUUGGAGCUUUCUUUUGUGGUUUUCUUGUAAUAGAAGAUUGCUGCAAAGAUGAAAUUCUGCAGCAACAGUCAGGAGAGGAUGCUUUGUUCUGUACAUUGUGCAAUGCUGAGGUACGUAAAUUCAGUAAACACUGUAGAAGUUGUGACAAAUGUGUUGAUGGAUUUGAUCAUCACUGUCGGUGGUUGAAUAAUUGUGUUGGUAGGAAAAACUAUAUCACAUUCGUGUGCCUCAUGGCGACAAGCCUUGUUUGGCUUAUGGUCGAAUUUGGGGUUGGUAUUGCUGUCCUUGUUCGGUGCUUUGUUGAUAAAAAGGGUAUGAAUAGUCAGAUAGCUGACAAACUUGGAGUUGGAUUCUCUCGAGCCCCUUUUGCUACUGUGGUGGCCCUAUGUACGUCUAUUUCCUUUUUGGCUACUGUGCCUUUGGGAGAAUUGUUUUUCUUCCACAUGAUUUUGAUACGGAAGGGUAUCACAACAUAUGAGUAUGUUGUUGCCAUGAGAACACAAAGUGAACCUCCUGGACCAUCUUUAGAUGGAGGUGAUCAUCAAAGUCUGCCUUCUUCACCAACUAGUUCAGCCGUGACUGCCAUAAGUGGGAGAAGCUCUCUUGGGAUGAGUUUGCAAUAUAAAGGUGCUUGGUGUACCCCUCCACGAAUCUUCGUGGACCACCAGGAUGAAAUUAUUCCUCACUUGGAGCCAGGACGUCUACCAUCCACUGUCGAUCCAGAUGCUGUACAGCAGCCUGAUAAGGGAAAGAAAUCCCAGCGUCCAGUUCGAAUUAGUGCAUGGAAGCUUGCAAAAUUGGAUUCUAAUGAGGCUAUGAAGGCGGCCAAUAAAGCAAGAGCAUCGUCAUCCGUGCUUCGCCCGGUUGCUUCUAGACAUCAAGCAUAUGAUGCUGAUUAUGUAUCCACCAGCAGUAUAAGUGGAAGAAGCAGUCCAGUUAGUACUACUGAUCAAGGGUUCCAGAACAAAAAUGCUAAAGCAGGACCAUCAAGGUUGUCUCCUUCUAGGAGCUCAUAUCCACCAAGUCGAGCUAGCCGGGAAGAUAUUGAAGCUUCUCAUCAUAGUGUUAGCAGCUUUAGCGGUCCCCACGUUUCUAACGUCAUCCCUUCACCACUAGAACAGAGAAAUUCAAACAGAGAUCACUACAACCCCAUUUAUCAGUCAUCAACCGAUCAAUCUCAGUCUUCAGCAAAACCAACCAAAGGCAAUGAAAAUGUAUCGCAAAUCCCCACGAGAAAGAAUAACUUUAGUACUGCAGAAAACACGAGAUCUUCUGUCUUUUGGGAUCAAGAAGCUGGACGUUUCGUCUCCUCAUCUUCCAGGCCUGUUGGCUCUUCUUCACAGGUUCCUGGAGCAGAACUGCUCUACACAGGUCAAUCUAUAUUUUUCGGGGGACCUGUCGUGAAUGAACAACCUGUUAGAGGGACCAGAAAUAGCGGCAAUUCACUGACUAGUGUUCUGGAUCGAGGUUCUACAUAUCAACAGGGUAGAGCACAGAGCGGUGGCCAGCUUCCUGUGUUCACUCCAAGCGAUAAUCAACAAAAUCGGUUUCCUUCUUCCAGAUUGUCUUGAGAAUGAGAAAAACCGACUUCUUUCAACAUACGUAGAGUUGGGCAGUAUGAAGCUUUUUUAAAAUGGUUUUUCUUACAUGCCAUGUGUAGGUUGCUUUGCUGUUACUAACUUGUAAUCCUGGAUUCUUCAACUUUGUUCUUACAGUUUAUUGGGUUUUCCUCAUUCUAGUUGCCAAUUUUUGCA
Ziziphus jujuba (common jujube) is the source of this 2554-nucleotide messenger RNA. Its product is annotated as protein S-acyltransferase 21. Lineage: Eukaryota; Viridiplantae; Streptophyta; Magnoliopsida; Rosales; Rhamnaceae. Gene Ontology annotation, cellular component: Golgi apparatus; endoplasmic reticulum. Gene Ontology annotation, biological process: protein targeting to membrane; peptidyl-L-cysteine S-palmitoylation. The record is from RefSeq and is a predicted model, not a curated record. Gene Ontology annotation, molecular function: protein-cysteine S-palmitoyltransferase activity. The coding region runs from base 443 to 2371 and encodes 642 amino acids. The transcript is spliced from 10 exons.